Molecule: messenger RNA, 492 nt
Organism: Mytilinidion resinicola
Lineage: Eukaryota; Fungi; Ascomycota; Dothideomycetes; Mytilinidiales; Mytilinidiaceae
Exons: 1
Source: RefSeq, a predicted model, not a curated record
CAUCUGGAGAGUCAUGACUUCCUCAACUUGCGUCUGACGUCGAGGCAUCUGAAGGAACAAACUGAGAAGGCAUUUGGGCGCCGCUACUUCAAGACUAGGAAGAUUAUGCUCUCGCCAUACAGCAUAAACGCGCUACUAGCUAUGUCGAAACACGCUCAACUUGCCCAGUUCAUCCGCCACAUCACCAUCGGCUUAGAACGCCUUCAGUACAACUACCACGACGCCUUCAGGCCCUGCCAGAUCUCCGCGUUACGAGAAUGGAAAGAAAAAUACCAUGAAAAGUAUCACUUCCGUCUCGUCGAACAAGAACUCAUGGAGCGCUACAACACCGACGCACGGAUCCUCGCCCAAGUCUUCGCGUCCCUACCGAACCUCGAGAGCGUGGGCGUGUGCGGAGGGUCUUUGAUCUCCCCGACUAAGGACCUCCGUCGUCUCGAAGAUGAGGAUUCCAUGCAGAGCUGGGGCGCGGAACACCUCAUUCGCGAGCUGGGG